Molecule: messenger RNA, 1429 nt
Organism: Radiomyces spectabilis
Lineage: Eukaryota; Fungi; Mucoromycota; Mucoromycetes; Mucorales; Radiomycetaceae
Product: MRG-domain-containing protein
Exons: 8
Coding region: 296-1183 (295 amino acids)
Biological process (GO): regulation of DNA-templated transcription; chromatin organization
Cellular component (GO): Rpd3S complex; NuA4 histone acetyltransferase complex; nucleus
Source: RefSeq, a predicted model, not a curated record
UAAAGAGAUAACACUCUGGUUCAAUCAGUGGACGCAUAUUUAUAAAAGUUGCUUUUUUUGGGAUAAACAUUCAUGCCUUAUCUCUUUCCGCCCCCCUCUCGCUCGCAGAUAACAUAGAACAUGGGAAAUUCAAGCGGUGUGGCGAUCUGCCCGGUGAUUGUCACGUGAGUCCAGGAAGAGUAGUCACAGACCCCGAGCCCGGUGUGGGCUUACAGGCGAACCAAGUGUGAGAUUUAGACCUUCAAUCAGUGGACAGGUGCCAAUAUCCUUUAUUUUGCUGGACAAUUCAGUCGACAUGGCCAAGAAUGAAAAGAAGUUUGGCUUUGAUAAAGAAGAGAGGGUUCUCUGCUAUCACGGACCGUUGCUUUACGAGGCUAAAGUGAUUCGGCGCGAGAAAAGAGAAGAUAACGACGACAGUGAAGGAGGACGACACUACUACAUUCACUAUAAAGGAUGGAAACAAACAUGGGACGAAUGGGUGCCUGAAGAGCGCGUUCUAAAGUUCACCGAUACCAAUAUUCAAAAACAACAGCAACUGAAAGAAAUGCACUCAAAACGUAAACCAUCCCGUUCAUCGAACACAUCCCAUCCUGGCAGCAGUGCCCAUGACGCCGUCGAAUCGCGAGGACGUAAACGACAUCGUGACGCCAGCACAGAGAAAUCGCGUAUGGAGGACGAUGCCAAACGACCAAGCUUCAAAGUACCCAUGCCGGAAUCACUGAAAGGACUGCUGGUCGACGAUUGGGAGAAUAUUACCAAAAACCGACAGGUUGUGCGACUGCCAUGCGAAAUCACUGUGUCCAAAAUCUUGGGUCAGUACGCCCAAUCCAAGUCCGCAGAUGACAUGAAAGACAGCGAAGUGUUGAAUGAAGUGAUCCAAGGUAUCAAGCUUUAUUUCGACAAGACAUUGAACAACCUAUUGCUGUACCGAGUGGAACGGAAACAGCACGAUGAGCUGAAAUCCACUUAUCCUGAUAAGGAAGUCAGCGAUCUUUAUGGAGCAGAACAUUUACUUCGACUAUUUGUCGAAUUACCUUCGCUUAUCACCAAGUCCAAAGUAAAUCCUGAGACGCUGGCUGUCCUCAAAGACAUGUUUGCAGACUUUUUAAGCUUCUUGCAAGACCAUGAAAAGGAUUAUUUCCACAACGAGUAUCGAACGAAUCCAUAUCAUCAAGAGCGAUAGGGCAUGGACGGAAAAAGGAGGAGGGGCAUGAUGUCAGUCGGCCAAUGAGAAGGAAUGCUCCCUCUCUUUUUGUAUUGUGCCCCAGGUACGGUUUGCGGACAUUCGUCAUGUUGCAUAUGAAAAAGACCGAUCGUUAUCGAUAAAAACUUGCUCAAUGGGGUUUAGCGUAUAUAAAACUCUGUUUCUCUAUCAAAAAAAAGCUGCCGCCUAAAAACUUCCAUUCAAAUACAAAAAAGUAUUCAUCAA